AUGACAUUUAUUAGCGCAGUACUUGGUUUAGAUUGGGAGUCUUCGGCUGAGGAGAGAUCAAUUCUAAAGCUAAUCAACAAAACACGCUUCAGUAACAAAAAGGAGUAUUAUGCUGAAUUCAUAGGGUACUUCAGACUGACAGACAUGCCUGAGAACAUGAAGCAGCUGACACGCAAACUGCACGACUUCCGUGAACUACAUCGUACCAUCAUUCAACAUUGA
Molecule: messenger RNA, 222 nt
Organism: Enterospora canceri
Lineage: Eukaryota; Fungi; Microsporidia; Enterocytozoonidae
Source: the annotation of a GenBank genome assembly